Arachis duranensis is the source of this 681-nucleotide messenger RNA. RefSeq lists its product as uncharacterized. The record is from RefSeq and is a predicted model, not a curated record. Bases 1 to 681 code for a protein of 226 amino acids. NCBI's taxonomy places the organism in Eukaryota, Viridiplantae, Streptophyta, Magnoliopsida, Fabales, Fabaceae. The transcript has a single exon.
AUGAGAAAGUUUACAGGUGGGCGGGAAAUACUUCGUCCAGCUCCAACUCGGUUUGCCACUAAUUUCAUUGCUUUGCAAAGUAUUUUUGCUCAAAAGGAUCCUUUGAGAGCUAUAGUGACCUCUAAAGAAUGGAUAAGCUCAGCUUACCCCAAAGAUGCCAAAGCUAAGAAAUUUGUAGAUCAAGUCUUGGAUUCUAAAUUUUGGAGUCAAUGCACUGAUAUUGUUAAGCUUAUUGAGCCUCCUGUUUGUGUUUUACGUAUUGUGGAUAGUAAAGAUAGAGUUGCCAUGGGUUUUCUUUAUCAAGCUAUUUAUAAGGCUAGAGAAGAAAUGGUGAAGAGGUUUCAGAAAAGAAAGAACGUUACUGAUCCUUAUUUGAAGAUUUUAGAUACCCGUUGGGAUGCACAACUUAAGAAAAAUCUUCAUGCCGCUGGUUAUUGGUUCAAUCUAGCUUUUCGAUUUAACGCUAGAGAAUUUGAAAAGCACAAACAAACAACUUUUGGCUUGUUGGAUGUCAUUGAGAAAUAUGCUUAUAAUGAUCUUGUAUUGAAUUCUAAGCUGACAAGUGAGAAGAGAAUCUUUAAGAAUGCUGAACAAGAUUUCGAAAGACAAUCUGCAAUACGUCAACGAACCACUGUUAUGCCAGGUGAAUUUCUUCAUAAAUUUGGUCUUUUACGAUUGUGA